This is a messenger RNA of Rhizopus microsporus ATCC 52813, 652 nucleotides long. RefSeq lists its product as uncharacterized. The coding region runs from base 30 to 332 and encodes 100 amino acids. NCBI's taxonomy places the organism in Eukaryota, Fungi, Mucoromycota, Mucoromycetes, Mucorales, Rhizopodaceae. The record is from RefSeq and is a predicted model, not a curated record. Gene Ontology annotation, cellular component: mitochondrial large ribosomal subunit. Gene Ontology annotation, molecular function: structural constituent of ribosome. The transcript has 2 exons.
CCUUUCUUCCCCUUGCUUGUCAAAAAAAAAUGUUUAUGAAGCAAAUUACUGAGAUCAAGGUAGCUUUGUCUCCCUUUAAUGCCGCUUCAAAAUCUUCUAGAUUGUUCUUAAACCACAUCAACACUGAUGCAGCACGUAAAGUCAACCCUACGAUCAAAAUAGUAACCGAUGUCUUGAAUGAUCCAACCGCACCCUCUCAUAUUCAAGUUGCUUAUAAAGACGGACAAAAGUUGUCAUUAGAUGCAGAUAAGAUGAAGAUUAGCAAUAUUGUUCAAACUGUGAACAAGCACGCAAAGAAAUUAGAAGAAAUUGAAGAAGCCAAGAAUUGGUAGUUUUAGCAAACGUUUAAUUAAAUUGUAAAUACUAUGUUGCUUUUUGCCCUUAUUUCAAAGUAGUGCCUUGCAUACAUAAACAGCAAAUGGGAUGGAAGGGGAGAGAGAGACUUUUGGGUUUAUAAAAUUAUGUACCUUUAUCUCAGGUUUAAUUGAAAUGAGGAUGAAAUGAACAGGAUGUUAUGUUUCGACGAUACUGUUAUGCUUACAUCAUAUUCUUUGAAACUGAACUCAGUUGAACAGUACUCUUCUAUAGAUGCUUGUUAUAUUAGCGCUAAAUAGAUGAAAGCUAGAGUUUUGUUUCUCAUAAAGUCGACACA